This is a messenger RNA of Colletotrichum orchidophilum, 1593 nucleotides long. Its product is annotated as ZIP Zinc transporter. The record is from RefSeq and is a predicted model, not a curated record. The coding region runs from base 1 to 1593 and encodes 530 amino acids. Gene Ontology annotation, molecular function: zinc ion transmembrane transporter activity. Lineage: Eukaryota; Fungi; Ascomycota; Sordariomycetes; Glomerellales; Glomerellaceae. Gene Ontology annotation, biological process: zinc ion transmembrane transport. Gene Ontology annotation, cellular component: membrane. The transcript is spliced from 3 exons.
AUGGAGUCUACAGACAUCGACAAUGACACCAGGGGGUGGAUCAUGUGCAUCGUGAGCGGAAUAGCCUGUGUCGUGGGCGCAUCUAUCAUUUGUGUUGAUCUGGUUAUACGAUACAUUCCUGGGAAACGCAACUUCAGGAUACAAGACAGCAAUGCCUUCCUGGCAUGUUCUCUGAGUCUGAGCUUUGGUGUCAUGCUUUACUCGGCAUUAAACAACAUGCUCCCAUCGGCGAAACAAUACCUUAAGGAGGAUGGCUUCCAAGACCAGGUCGCAGGACUCCUUAUGAUGGCCUGCUUUAUUGGAGGCUUUGUUGGUAUCCAGGUCAUUUCACGGCUGCUGCACCAGUACAUGCCGUCUCACGUUGUCGAUUGCGACCACACACAUGACCACAACGAGAGCGAUGCCCGGUCGCGUAGUCAGAGUAGAAAGACUUCCUUGUAUACCUCGAGUCGCCGCUCCUCUCGACGACCGCUCGUUGAUAGACUAGCAAAGAAUGGCCACGCCACCGAGUCUACACCCCUACUGAAUGGAGAGGUCGCACACGAGAACGGCGCACCACCUAUGGCUCAGCGCCAUGCCUCGAGUAGGGCCAACCCGAGCCUCAACACCACCCACUCAACUUCCACGACCCGAACCUCGCGAAGCCGCGGCCCCACCGUGGAUAGACGACCGUCUAUGGCCCAAGUCCAACAGCGGGUCAUGUCUUUCGUCAAAGACACGAAAACGAACUGUGACGAGGAGGGUCCAUGCUUUGGCUACACUGACCCUUGUGGCCAGGAAUGCUUCAAGCACUUGAGCAACCGCACGACGUCCACGUCGAGACAUCCGGCUGUCUUGCGCACCAACACGGGGCAUUUCUAUGCCCAUAGCCAUACAGACUUGGAGGACUUGGAAGAGGGCGGUUCCUCUUGUAACUCUCCAAUCAGUGGGAAGAUGCGGACCAGCCGCGCAACUUCGAGGGAACCUCUGCCGGAGCACGAGGAGGCGCAUCACCACCACGAAGAAAGCCACGGCCAUGGGCAUGACCACCAGGAUCACGACCAUGACGCUCACAGCAACGGCGAGCACGCGGACGAAGAUGUCGAGGCGCAGCAUCACCACCACGUCCCUACUAACGCAUUCCUAUCCCUUGGUUUGCAAACGUCGAUCGCCAUCGCGCUCCACAAGUUUCCGGAAGGCUUCAUUACCUACGCGACUAACCACGCAAAUCCCGCGCUAGGGUUCAAUGUCUUCAUGGCCCUAUUCGUCCACAACAUUACCGAAGGGUUUGCCAUGGCACUGCCGUUGUACAUGGCACUCGGGAGCCGCAUGAGGGCCAUGUUCUGGGCCGCGAUCCUCGGCGGCCUCAGCCAGCCUUUCGGCGCAGGCAUCGCUGUGCUAUGGUUCAAACUCGCGAAGCAUACCCACAUCACCCCGAAUGCUGUCUCUUAUGCUUGUAUGUUUGCUAUUACAGCUGGAAUCAUGGUGAGCGUUGGUCUUCAGCUUUUCGUUGAGGCGCUCAGUUUGAACCACAACCGGAACCUUUGCAUCUUAUUUGGAUUCAUGGGAAUGGCCCUGCUGGGCAUCACGGGCGCCAUCGCUUCUACGCAUUAA